AUGAAUUCAAAACGUGUCGUAAUUUUACUUACUGCAUUUCUAGCAUUAGUAAGUUGCGAAAAAGAAAGACUGUUUGAUGGUGGUACAACACCCGAGGAUCGGAUCAGUUAUAGAUCGAGACCAUUGGAAAAUAAAGGAAGAAAAAGCGUUGAGAAAUUUGCAAAGAAAUUAGACACUAACAGCGACGGGUUUGUAGAUUAUGAUGAAUUAUUUAAUUGGAUCAAUCGUUCUUUUGUUUCCGCAGACAUUCGAGAAGCUCAAGACAGAAUGCAUGAGUACGAUGUCAACGGAGACGGAUUUGUCACAUGGGAGGAGUACGUUUUAGAUGCUUUUCAGCCUAAUUUCAAAAAUGAAGGCGACGACAUUUUACAAGAGCAGGAUCGGCUGUAUUUUGAACAAGCGGACCUUGACAAGGAUGGGAAGUUGAAUCUCAAGGAAUUGACUGCAUUCCUGAGUCCGGAGAAUAACGAGCACAUGCAUGAUGUAAUUGUGAAGGUCACACUUAUGGAAAAAGACGAAAAUCACGACAACGCAAUCAGUUUAAGCGAAUAUUUGGGCGACAUUGCCGACCAGAAGAAUAGCGAAUGGUACAACAUUGAAAAGGAUAGAUUUUACAACGAAUAUGACACCGAUAAAGACGGACAAUUGACUGGUGACGAAAUCAAAAAAUGGCUGGUUCCUGGUCCGACGGUUUUCGGAGAAAGUGAAGCUAGACAUCUCAUCGAUAUGUCCGAUGAAGAUGACGACGGAAAAUUGUCUUAUGAGGAAAUCAUUAAUCAUCACUUGCUGUUCGCGAAAACCGACGCCGCUCGAGAAGGCGAUGAUCAUCCAUAUGAUCACGAAGAAUUGUAA
Messenger RNA from Caenorhabditis bovis, 852 nucleotides. The record is from the annotation of a GenBank genome assembly. NCBI's taxonomy places the organism in Eukaryota, Metazoa, Nematoda, Chromadorea, Rhabditida, Rhabditidae.